Messenger RNA from Haemorhous mexicanus (house finch), 3181 nucleotides. It is a transcript of the gene TYW3, whose product is annotated as tRNA-yW synthesizing protein 3 homolog. Gene Ontology annotation, biological process: tRNA methylation. The coding region runs from base 27 to 776 and encodes 249 amino acids. The transcript has 6 exons. Lineage: Eukaryota; Metazoa; Chordata; Aves; Passeriformes; Fringillidae. Gene Ontology annotation, cellular component: cytoplasm. The record is from RefSeq and is a predicted model, not a curated record. Gene Ontology annotation, molecular function: tRNA methyltransferase activity.
CCGCCGUGGGACGCCGUCCCCCCGCGAUGGCGGCGUUCGCGCGGCGCAAGGCGCAGCGGCUCGCGCGGCCCGACUCCAGCCGGAAGCGCGCGCUGGACGCGCGAGCCGCGGAGCUCGCGCGGCUCCUGAACGCGCGCGAGCGCUUCUGCACCACGAGCUCGUGCGACGGGAGGGUGACCGUGACGGACACAGAUGGCACGGGGAUCCAGAAGAGGAACUGCACGUGGCUCCUGGUCACGCACGAGCCGUGUGUCAAAGGCGAUGUGAUGACAGCACUCAAGAAAGCCACUGGUGAUGUUGUGUUCAAGUUUGAACCAUUUGUUCUUCAUGUGCUGUGUCGGGAGCUGCAGGAUGCACAGCUGCUGCAUUCAGUGGCUAUUGACUCUGGGUUCAGGAACUCUGGUAUUACAGUUGGCAGAGGAGGAAAAAUUACAAUGGCUGUGCGGAGCACUCACUGCUUAGAAGUUCCAUUGAGCCACAAAGGGAGAUUGAUGGUCUCUGAAGAAUAUAUUGAAUUUCUGGUACAUGUAGCCAAUCAGAAAAUGGAAGAAAACAUAAGGAGGAUUGACAGAUUCCACAAAGGCUUGGAGCUGGCUCUGGAAGCUGCUGUCCCUGCAGACACCUUGUUUCCCGAGGGGCCAGAAAAGAGCCACUCUGUGUACGUGCAUAGAAGAAAGAGACAGACUGCUCAGGAACAGGCUGAUCCCAGCAGAGAGCUGGAACCCGAGGAUGAUACUGAAAGCAGUCUUGGUCUGUUUGCUGAAAUCAUGAUAUAGACUAAGACAUUUGAAAGCAAAUGGCAAACUGAAAAAGUUAUUGUAAUGCUCUUUUUAAGAGAUUUAUAUAUUCCUGUGCUCCAGGUAUUAAUAUUCUCAUGGACAUUGACCAGAAAAAAGGUAAUUAACAGAAUAGUGAACAGGUGUAGCUACAGGACACAAAGAACAAAGCCAUAGAAUGUUUUGGGAGUUUUUAAAGUGUACUGUUAAGUUAACAAAGUGGUAGUCCAUCAGUUAUCCCAGAAAUAACUGGUUUGCUGCAGCAUUUCACUUCCAGCUUCUGGGUUUUGCAGAGCCAGCUGGCUCUGCAGGUUUCUCCUUCAGGAAGGGGAAGACAAGCAUUGAAGACUGAAGACCAUCCAAUCCGUGCAGUGGAAAUUCCACAGAAACCUUCCAAAGUAGUGCCAUGUGUGUGUGCCAGUCUCAGACCUCAUGUGCGUUUGGGCGGACUGGUUAAAGUAUGACUCAACCCAGGGGCAUAAUUUCUAACAGUGCAGAGCUGCUGGCCAGGAGCUGUGUGAACAAAACUGGAGUCCCACAGCCCGUGGGGCAGCAGGCAAGUGGUGGGAGCAGCCCACAGCGGGGCAAAGCACAGCAGCUCCUCAGGUGUGGGGACAUGGCUUCUGCCACAGGUGUUAGUGCAGCACUGUCGGGAUGCAGGCUUGUGUCAGACCUUUGCAGUGACCGUUUUCCACAGACCUUCCUCUCCACUCUGAGGGUCAACUGCCUGUCUGGGCUGAACUGAAACCCUUGGGCUUCCAUCAACUAAAUGCAGCCUCUACCUCCAUGCAGAGGGUCCUUCCCAAGCUGCUGCCUUAGCAAAGCCCUGGGGAACCCCUGUUGCCAUCCCCACUGCUGAGAGUCCCACUGUUCCUGUAAGAUCCCUCUUCACCACCUGGUGAAGGGGGGCAUGUCUUGCACACAGAGGUGGUAGCUGUUGCUUGUGGAUUUCAGGGAGUUUGUUCAGAAUAGUUCUGAACCCUCCUCUGCAUGUGACAUUUCUUAAAAUGUCUGGCACUUGUCUGUUGGACAUGGCUCAAGGGACUGACAACACCAGCAUCAACCACAAGCAGUGCCCCAGACCCUGUAACAGCCCAAACCCUCACCCUGUGUAACAGCACUACAGUAUUUACAUUCUGAGAAAUACAGUUUGUCAGAAACUGAUCCCACAUUCCUCUGAAAAAUGAUAAAAAAUUCAGGAAGACUUUUUGGCAUCGUAACACAAAGUGUUACCCUAACUGUUUACAUCCAUCCAAGGUUGCAGAGAGUGAUGUUGAGGUUUCACCACCCUGACACAGUUCUGGGACCAGCAACACUUUCCUCCAUGCACUGCUGCCCUUUCACCUGGCCCCAUGCUCACCCAAGUUCCACCAGCUCAGUUUGAGGUUAAUUUUGUCAAGCUGUGUUUCAUUUCCAGCUGCUGUGUGGGAUUCUCUUGGGCUGUCAAUGUGCAGGGUACAGGCAGCAAUUGGGAAGAGCAUCCAGAGGCAGCUGGAGGCAACACCCUUGAAAAGGGGAUGCUGGGGGUUAUGGCUGCAGGGAAAUUCACCAAUAAGCAACAAGACUCCUAAAACUGUCAAAUCUUUAUCAUUUGUAAGUGUGCUUAGCCACUUAAUUAAUCUAAAAUGUAUUUUUAUACUUGUUCUCACUGUGUUAAAUUUUUUUAAAUUACAAUUUCACUCCCUAUGCACUCAGUUUUUUCAGGGGAGGCAGAUGGAUUCUUUCACUCCAGGAGCUGAUUGUCAUUUCUCACCCCAUAGCAUUUCACAUCCACACCAGGAAACUACUCAAAUCAGCACCACAGCAUUCCCUGUGGCUGUGCCACAGGUUCUGAGCCAGUUGUGCUCCCCAGCACAUCCAUGCACUUGGGCACAAAGUCACUUCACCCAUUCGCUGGGAUAAUUCUGUACAUGCAAAUCACAGAUGUCAGGAGCACAAGUGUUUGCUUGAAACAGCUUCCUCUGAAAUUCUGAUACUUUAAAUGGUUUACAAGAGCAUGGCAGUAACAGCUGCAGAGUGCAGUGAAAUCAGUGUUUUCACAUGGGGUUAAACAUCUCCAGACCAGGGUGGCUUUGCACCUCUCAGCUUCCACUCCUGCCAGGCCUUCACUUGAAUUUAACCAAGUCUCAAUUUAAUUUAAUCAGUCUCAAUUUUUUGAAUUUGUCAUAUUAUAUGUAUCAUGCAUUGGAGGCUUAGCAGCUCUUCAGUACUUCUGGUUACAGAAAAUACACAAUUACUUUGUCAUAUCUUGUGAAUUUGAUUUUACAUAGUGGGAUAUUAUGGGAAAUUUUUCACUUCUGAUCUACCCAUAGUUGAAAGUACCCCAGGGGAAGAUGCUUGGUGGUUUUAUUUGAAAGGUGUGUCUUUAAAAAUUUGUGUCUAUAAAAAUUAUAUAAAUACCUAAA